Molecule: messenger RNA, 3072 nt
Organism: Panicum hallii
Lineage: Eukaryota; Viridiplantae; Streptophyta; Magnoliopsida; Poales; Poaceae
Product: RING-H2 finger protein ATL13-like
Exons: 2
Coding region: 1583-2869 (428 amino acids)
Source: RefSeq, a predicted model, not a curated record
UAACAGAAACGAAAGCGCGCACGAUUCUUGCAUCCUCGUAACAUCACGCUGCCGCCAUUCCCUAGCCCUUCUCAGCCUGUUCUGCUGCUGUGUCCUGCCGUCACUUCCCUGUAGAGCAAGCCUAGAAUUUUUUUCCCCUGUGCCACUGCCAAUGCACCAUUGGUCAUGACAUGUAUGCCUAGCUAUCCACUGCAUUUGCGACACCAUGCAAAAAGACCAAACAAAAGGGUCUCCUACUGCCACCACCAGGUGCCCCUUUUGUUGAGGAGCAGACACCUGGCCAAGCUCGAGCUGUGCUUUUCACUCAGCUAAUGGAUCUGGCUUAUCCAAUGGGGAUCUUCUCAUGUGCUUUUCUGUUGGUAGUUUUGUGACACUGAACUGAGGAAAACGUGGUGGCAGUUCCUGUGGUGGACCAGGAUCAGGAUCGUCCCUGUACCCAUGUUAGCCUUCUGGCUCUGGCCAAGGCCAACUACCUGACAUUUCCAAUCAGGGCGGAGUCUGCCUCUGCACAUGGUCGAGGCAUGGGAACAGGUCCGGAAGGUUCAGGGAUUUAGGUGGAGAUUCUGCCGGUUUGGAUGGCCACCCGAGAGUGGUAGCGUGCAAACAGAUCCACGAGGUUCAGCGGCAGGAGGAGGCCUUAAUACUUGUUUGUUAUCCCGCCGGGCCGAGCAAAAUCUAGCUAUGGGUCGUCAUGAAGUCGCGGCCACGUGUGGUUGCGGGGCCACAGCCGCACCGCCAGCCAGCUGCCGCAGCUGUUAUUACUUCCCGAGCAAGAGGAAAGACGGCGGCGCAGACUACAGAGAGAGCGCAACGCGCGGCGGCGGCGCGGCGCGGCGGGCCUGCCAGAACCCGUCGCCGGCGGCAAUGGAACGGCACCAGAUCCAGGAGAAGACAUGGCCAGGACGGGUCGCUGCCAGCCAGCCAGCCAGCCAGUUCUGCUAGCACCAGCAGCACUCCAGCUUAGCCUCUGAACGAGGUCAGCGUCCGUCUACUGUUCCCGUGUUAUCAGCCGGCGAUCUGGAGGGCCACGGCGAUAGCGCCCCAACAGUUCGUCUUCUGGUACGAGCACGAGCACGACCGGUGUCUCUGCUGCCCGAUCACUGCUUGGCAUAGUGCUCCGUUCUGAACAUCUUUACAGGAGGAGGGAACAGACUCACUCACUGACUAACCGGCAACCUGAACCUGACUGCAGCCACGCACAAUCAUCCAGGACAAACAGCUGCGAGUUCCUUUCAGAAAAAAAAGCUGCGAGUUCUUCUGCCUGCAGGCUGCAGCGCCUUUCUGCAUUCUGGCUGCAGGCUUCCACUGACAUCGGGUCCUUGGAUCCCAAACCCUUUGACCAUCAGGUCCGCCACCGCUCUGCCACUCUGUUCCUCCCCCUGUUGCAUCACCGUCGGCGUGACGGUGUCCGUCACCAACCCUCUCCCAAACAAAGGCCGCGAGAGCACCCACUCACACUCCACCACCGCCGUCUCGGUCUCGUCCCCCAUAUUCAAAGCACACCACGUUCUUCACCUCCUCCUCCACCGCCGCCGUCGUUGUUGUCGCGGCGACGGGGUUGGCAUUUGGCGCGGGCGCGAGAAUGGACGCUGCUCCUGCGCCCCCGCCCCCGCCGCCGGAUGCAGGCCCGUCGGUGGCGAGCGCCAUCGAGCGGAAGCUGAGCCCGGGGGUGGUGCUCCUCGUCGCGAUCCUCGCGAUGGUCUUCUUCAUCAUCGGCCUGCUCAACCUGCUGGUGCAGAACCUCCUGCGCCUGCGGCGGGCGCGCCGGGUCCGCGACGCGGCGGCGGGCGGCGGGGUCGGCGACGGCAGCCCCACGGCGUUCCAGGGCCAGCUCCAGCAGCUGUUCCACCUCCACGACGCGGGCGUCGACCAGGCCUUCAUCGACGCGCUGCCCGUCUUCGCCUACGGCGCCGUGGCCGGCCGCCGCGAGGGAAAGGACCCGUUCGACUGCGCGGUGUGCCUCUGCGAGUUCGCCGCGGACGACAAGCUCCGGCUGCUGCCGACGUGCGGGCACGCGUUCCACGUGCCCUGUAUCGACGCCUGGCUGCUUGCGCACUCCACAUGCCCGCUCUGCCGGGGCAGCAUCCUCGCCGAGGCCGAGUACUCGCCGGGGGGCAGCCCGUCAUUCCUCGUGCUCGAGUCCGAGGGCCUUCACGAGACGGCCUCCAGAGGCGGCGGCGAUCCGGGAGAUCGAGACAGCGAGGAGGCACCGAAGGAUGCAGAGGAGAUCGUCGAGGUGAAGCUUGGCAAGCUAAGGUGCGUCGACGGCAAUGUCAGUGCCAGGGAAUUCGCCGUCGAUGGCACAGGUAGCAGCAAUGGCAAUGGCAGGGGAAGUCUCGGACAGAGGAGGUGCCUGUCCAUGGGAUCCUACGAGUACGUCAUGGACGAGCACGCCGCGCUCCGCGUCUCCAUCAAGGCGACGCCCAAGAGGGUGCCCGGGAGCUCGAGGUCGCGCCGCCGCCACGCGUUGUCGGCGUCGGAUUUCGGGGGCUCCAAGAAGGGUGCCUGGGAGACGGCGGUGACGGAGGCCGCCGCCGGGCGCUGCGGUGACGGCACUGCGAGCCUGAACAGGGAUAGCUUCUCCACGUCCAAGAUCUGGAUGGUGCCAGCCGCCAAGAGAGAGGAAGACGGCCGCCGGACAGCUGAAUCGGCCGGGGAGAGGCGCGCGGCGUCGUUCCGGUGGCCGGCGAUGUCUGCCGGCUGCAAGAAGCACCGCGGGGGCGGUGGCGGGGUCGAGGCGAGCUUGGACGUGGAGGCGGCAGGAGGCCGUGGCGACAAUGGCGCGCCGGCUCCCGCGGAGGACCGGACGUCGCUGGCGAGGGCGGCAACGCUCUGGGUUGCCGGAAGGAGGCAGGGAAGCCAUUCGUGAUCUGCAUUUGGUUGGCACGUUGGUUGAACACACACUAUAUUGUCCUUUUCUCCAUUGAUUUCUUCUCUCCUUUCGUUUUGUUUCUUAGAUUUAUUGUAGUGAUUGCAAAGCAAGAAAAGAAACUGUAAAGAGGAAAAUGUGUUGCAGGAAUUGCAUUCGUUUGAUUUUGCCAGCUACAAACUGAUGGGUUUGCUUUAGAAGUU